UGUAUGGACCACCGUCAGCUCACCAUCAUAUUACCCAAGAGAAGACGUAUAGGAAAAUAAGAUAGGAAAACGAAAAGCGAGUGUGAAAAUUUAGCCUUUAUAGACUUCAAGCGUUGCACAGAACUCAUCCACAGUAAAGUAACAACGCAUGAAUAGUUUUUAUCCACGCCGCAGCCUAGGUUUUCCGAUUUUUCAAGUCCUACCAAUUGUUAAAAACAAUUUUUUAUCGAUUUUGCGGUGUGCGUGUAAGUGCGAGCCAGCAAGAGUAAAAGCUUCACCUCGUAGAGUUUUACCUCGAGUCGCAGGAUGGUAGAAAAUGCUUGAACGCGAACAACUCUUGAGAUUGUGACAUUUUUUCCUCGUUUUUUUAUUUUUACUAAGUGUGCGGAUUCGCGGUUUUCGGUCGGAACACUGUGAUUAUAGGUAUCCGCUAGAUAUAUUUCCGCUAAACAUAUAUGAAAAAGCCGUUUCUGCCUACUCGUACAACAAAAAAAAGUGGCGAGCCACAUAAAGAAACAGCCCCUGUGUUCGUACGCUGUGUGUGAAAUUACGACGAAAUUCAGUGCUGCUAAAAACCAACCGCCUUUAUAAUCACAAUUCAUUAGAGUUUAGAGAGUGUAUCGAAGGAAACUGAAGCUUGCGUAAAGACUUGGGGGGUUACAAAAUUCGCCAGCGGAAACGAGAAUCAAAGGGAUCCUGAAGGAGGAAAAUAAAAACUAACGGAAGCCGAACAGCAACCCGUUUUGUCAGCUCGGAGUCAUCGGAGGAGGAGGAGCGGUCGGAUUUUGUUCGUGAAAAUAAGUUUUCCUUUUUUUAGUGCUAUCUGUGAUCCUUUAAAGUGCUGUGUUAUCACCAUCAACGUGUUAUAUAUUGAAUGAAAUUAAAAUUUAAACUAGUUACUUCAUCGCGAAACUGUGUGUGAGAGAUAGUGCGUACAGAGAAAAAGUGUACGAGAAGCAGCAGCAGCGCCUGAAGCAACUAAUAUCGGCGCAGAGACGUGCUCUCUCUACGAAACCAAAAACCUCCCGGUCGUCGUGAGACGCAAAAAGGGGGCAAAGAAGGCGAGCAAGCGAGAGAACAUCUGGACAACAAGUUGUGUAUCCGUCACAGCUAGCCGCCGCUGCCGCCUGUGAGGAAAUACGUAGACAUCACCCGGCUCCCAGAGAGCACACCGCCGUCAUGUUUUGGGACAGUGCAAACUCGUUGUCCAAUAUAGACAGUCUGUUGAGCAAAGAGGGAGUUACACUUAAAGAUGUAUUGGAGUACGAGGACGUGUUGCAGGAAUGUAAAUCUCAAAACACAAAACUACUUCAAUAUUUAAACCGUACAGAGGUGUUCGAUGAACUGAUAGACUUGAUAAUCCAAGAGCCGCCGGAAGAUCUCGACGAGAACACACGCUUUUUGCAUUCCAAUGUGGCGUGCGAAAUACUGACCAGUGAGGUUCCGUGCUUCCGGAGCCAUCUGGUCGAGAAUUUGAACUUUCUCAACAAACUGUACAGUUUCCUGCUCCGGGACCCGCCGCUCAAUUCUCUGCUGACAUCGUUUUUCUGUAAAACAUUUGGGAUGCUCAUAUCAAAACGUAACGAACAAGAUUAUUUCUCUUAUAAGUCAGUGUGCCUACAAGUAUUAGAGUUUAUCAAGUCUAGAAAAGGUUUCCUCAACACUAUGCUGAAGCACUUUGGCAACCAGGUCAUCACCGAUCUGCUGUUGUGUUACAUUACCGACAUCGAGGAUGCCGAGCUCAAAACAGAACUACUGGAGUGGCUUAAUGAGCAACAGUUAGUUGCUGAAAUUAUCAACCUUUUGAAGUUACCAGGCGAAACGCAAAAACACAAUAAUGUCGCACAAUUUUUGAUCGAACUUAUCAAGAUAGGAAGAUGCAAACGACAAAAUGAGAGACAAGACAAAGUAACAUCCGAUCCAAUCUUGGAAACGUUGGAGAACGAAGCAACCACCCAGAUGCUGUUGGAUAUCAUACUAAAAGAGAACAGCGAAGAAAGCUCAAUCGUCGGAGGCAUACAAAUUCUACUGCGACUUCUGGAGAAUACGAUUAUACAAGAGCCGGUUUCCGAUACUGCACUCCAAAUGGUAAUCGAUGCUGAAAAGGAGCAUCACGACACUGUCGUGCUACGCUUAGUAAACGUCAUACAUCCGAGAAUGAUUGAGUUUAUCCACAUUUUAAAGAAUCCGCCUCAGAAACCCGACAUCAUAACCACGGUCGGCGUACUUUCACCACCUCUAGGAAACGUGAGACUUCAGAUUUGUAAUUUAUUUACAGUAUUAAUAGAAACCGAAAACAGUGAUGUUAUCAGGACAAUAUGCGGAACAGAUUUCUAUAGUACAUUGCUCAACCUUUUUAAGCAAUAUUGUUGGAACAAUUUUUUGCAUAAUCAGGUCAAGGUUUGCGUCAACUACGCCAUUCAAUCGUUUGAUCAGAAGGAGGGCGAAACCAUGCUUCUUACCUCGCAUUUACAGCGACAUAUUAUGUGCGAUUGCAAGCUUGCCUCCCGUCUGGUGGACCUAUGGUAUUACAACGAGGAGAUGCAGAGACCGGUGGACGCCGAAGGGAAGGAAAAACCGUUGCGUGAGUGCCGCCGGCUUGGUUACAUGGGCCACCUGAUCGACAUGUUUGAGGCGCUCGUCACGAACAUGAACGUGUCGGAAGAAUUUUGUGCCUUAGUCGAAUCGACCCUGGAGCGGGAAGACAUAAAAGACCGCUGGCGGUGUGUGACUCAGCCCGCAAAUGGCGAGUUGAGCACGAUACUUGCGAUCCAAAAGCGGUUUUUGGCUGACUGUCCAUAUCAAAAGAAAGAAUUUUCAUGCGACCUUACACUAUUCCAAAACCAAGCGGGAAGCCAAUAUUCCAACUCUAUGUUUGACAACAGUACAGCAGUGAAUAACCCCGAGUUGUGGGCCUUGGAUAUGCUUAGCAUCAGCAAAUCAGUACAACAGUUUAUACACAUGAUAGAUUUUGACGGGGAUGACGAAUGGAAAGGCGAGGCUAAUGAGGGAGGCGAAGCGGAUCCUGGGAGAAUACCUACCCAAAGUGAUGGGCCCGAGAGUGGCGAUGGCGGCGGUGGUCAUAGGCCUUACGACGAGGAUCUUAAGAGUGCUAUCGAUUUGUUCAUCAACAAAAAUGCUUGGCCGUCGUCGCAAGACAACACCGAAAACGUUGAUAACAACGCUGACCCCUGGGGCUCUAGUGAAGAAGUCGGGACUAUUGAUUGUCAGAAUCCGGAGAACGAAUCUGAUGCUUGGGCCAAUUUCGGGUCGGACAGUUUUGCAGAUUUCGAUGCACAUUUUUCGGACCCUUCGGAGACGGCAACGAUCACCGAUAUUUCGUCGAAGACAUUUUUCGACAAUAAUGAAAACAUUACCUUUUCAAAUUUUGGAGAAGAAAACAGCGAUCCCUUGGCAACAGCGGCUAUGCUCGGAGCGCUCGAUUCCAGCAAAAACAAGUCCAGUUCCACAGGUGUCACUGACAAUAGCUCAAACCAUCCUACCAACGAAGACACUGUAUUUGAAAAACCUGCCACCCACAGUUCUACCAUUGAAAACGAUGAUGCUAGAAAUAGUAAUGUAAUACAUGAUGUGCCAUUAUCCGUGCCCGUAGUAGACACUAGUAGUUUUCAGCAAUCGAUUCUAGCGACCGCACAGCCGCCGACAUCGACCAACGGAACCGUUCUGGAUAGUAGCAGUUGUACCAUUGGUGGUAGUAGCGCAGCGGAAGUUGCACCGUCGUCGAUUUUGGUCGGUGAUGAACUGCAGUCUAAUAUGGUUUUAACCACAGAGGAACCUGCUAUUGCUGUCACCAAUGGGCCAAUUGAAGACGCGAGCGAGCUUGUGGUAUCGUGUGAUGCACCUGAAAGGAGAAAUAGUGAAAUGGUCGAACCUGAUAUGGACACGCAACCGGAUAGCACAGCAUUGAAAAUCGGUCCUGAGAGCAGUAGCGAAGUAGCAACAGCAGCAGCAGCAGUGGCAGCUGAAGAAUCGUCCAUUGCAACAAAGACUUCUGACCUCGUAAUAGCAGUGGGUUGCAUCGAUAUCAACAACAGUGGGAGUAACGCAGAAGAGAUUCUUAUCUCGUCAAUUGAUCCAUCGAAGCUCCCAGCCGAAGUGCUCCAGCAGCAGCAGCAGCAACCUCAGCAACCACCACCACCAACUGUGCCAUUAGAGAAUGGGUCAGUGUAAGUUAGCAAAAAACGACGUAAAAAAAGAGAAAUAAUCGGGCUAGUGCUAGGGCAGAUCGAAAAAAUAUAGAGGAAAUCAGUUUGAAUGGGAAGCUUUUUGAACGUAGGGCUAAUCGUUGCGUAAUUUGAAAUUGGAUGCGAGACGGUGAAAAAAAAAACACGUGAACCAAUCGGCGAGCCGGUUGUGAAAAACUAAUGAAAAGUGUGCUUUCAUUGCAAAGCAAAUGGGAAAUCCAGAGGAAAGAUAUUUUUAUCAUUCGUAUAUUUUUACCAAUUUCAGGAGAUGUUUCGUUUCGUGCAGGCAUCGUUGUCGCUAAAUGAUCUACGUUGAUUCCAAUUAUUUACGAAAAUAGUUAACAGGGAUUGUUUUGUGAGCACAAUGUAUGUGGUCUUGGUGCUGAGGUUCUUUGAAACGAUACCGCGAAAAGGAAGUUAUCGAGUAGCUUUGGAUCAAAAACAGAAUUAUGUGUUAGUUUUCUUACAUUUUUUUCUUUUAAAUAUAUUGUGUUUUGGUCAAACGUUUUUAUUAAAAUGUGUUAUAAUGUGUUCGUCGGAAAACAGGUUAUUCAAACAGUUGUGAACCGUUCUUGCCUCCACACGAAGGCUGGUGACGAUAUGGGUUAUCAUUUAAAAUUGUUUUCGUGAAGCAGAAAUGCAAACGUUUGGCGAUUAUUUCUCGUCCAAAAAUAGCAAUUUAGUUACUAUUACUGUAAAAGUUUAAUUCUUGUUUUUUUUACAGAUAAUUCUAUUUAGGCAAAAGAAAACUCGAUGUAUUUUUAUGCAUAAAUAAGCCAAAAUGCAGGAACAAUUAGGGAUGCGUAAAAGGAUGAAAGUGAAAGACAUGAAAGCAAUCGUAUUUGUAUGGUUUCUAAAAGGGAUGUGUGCGAUGAGAAACGCAGAAAUUGCUAAGUUGAGAGAGAGAGAGAGUGAAAAAGAGAACGGGUGAAAAAUACACAAAGCUUCCGCCAAAACGAAACCAUAAAAUCUACAAUUGAAAGUACGAGUUUAGUAGCACUUAAGUAAGCUCUUCAGCAUAAAUGUAAAGAGGCAAAAUGAAAAUUGAGCAAAGAAACGGCUAGAUUAAUUUUGUUUCUGUCGAUGAACACAAGACUGGUUCAAGCAGAAAUUUUUCACCGACUACUUGAUUCGAGGAUCAACUAUUUCUAGAAAUUUUAUUUGAGUUCGUUAGUAGAUUAAGUGAAUAAGAGAAAUAUAUUAUCGGUUCAAAUCGCAUUAAUUUUUUUUGGUAUAAAAUUUUGAAAAGUAAAAAGUUGAGUUGCAUACCAUCUUAAAAGUCUGGACAAAGAAGAAUGAAAAACUGUCAGAGAGAAAAAAGUGAGCAUGAGUCUUUCGAUGAGACGAAGAAAAGGGCUGUUAUCGAAUGUGCGAAAUUAAAAUUAUAAUAUUUUCCGUGUUAAUCGUUUAACCGUCAUUCAAUCAGCUCGAUUCACCACAACUUAAUUUAAGCUAUUCCUAGGUUUUUCAUUCUAUAUACGCUUAAUUUACGGUUUGUGUUUUCUUUUUCCCUUGUUUCUAUACGUAUCCAACAAAUCUGUAUUUGUUCUUUUUCCUAUCAUUACAAAAGUGUUGCUCAAUUCGAUCAUCGAUUUGGAUUUCCUCAUCAUCUUUUCAAGGAAGAAGCAAGAAGAAGAAUCGAAUGUUUGAACAUAUCUCUCACGCUGUGUAUAGAAAUUCGUUCUUGUUUCAAUUUAUUGCUUUUUAUACUGUUAAAACAUAAAAACCACAAUGCAAUUACGAGAAAAAAAAAGAAAACCUUUCAGUGAUAGCUUCAGAACUCAAACAAGUAUAACACAAACUCACUCACACAUGCAUUAAUAUAUACACACAUACACAUCUCUCGCUAAAAGAGACAAGAUAAACAAAAAUGGUGCAAUGUUCUGAUAUAUAUUAUAAAUCAAAUGUAAGCUAGUGCCACUUUCUAAAGUACCAAGGAAAUAUGAUGAAUAAAGGAAUGUGAACGUCCACAAUUUUGCUGCC
Molecule: messenger RNA, 6188 nt
Organism: Toxorhynchites rutilus septentrionalis
Lineage: Eukaryota; Metazoa; Arthropoda; Insecta; Diptera; Culicidae
Gene: fmt
Product: serine/threonine-protein phosphatase 6 regulatory subunit 3
Exons: 13
Coding region: 1180-4191 (1003 amino acids)
Cellular component (GO): nucleus; cytosol
Molecular function (GO): protein phosphatase regulator activity; protein phosphatase binding
Source: RefSeq, a predicted model, not a curated record